Messenger RNA from Pogoniulus pusillus (Red-fronted tinkerbird), 1779 nucleotides. RefSeq names its product G protein subunit alpha 11 (gene GNA11). Gene Ontology annotation, molecular function: GTPase activity; G-protein beta/gamma-subunit complex binding; G protein-coupled receptor binding. The record is from RefSeq and is a predicted model, not a curated record. NCBI's taxonomy places the organism in Eukaryota, Metazoa, Chordata, Aves, Piciformes, Lybiidae. The transcript is spliced from 7 exons. Gene Ontology annotation, biological process: adenylate cyclase-modulating G protein-coupled receptor signaling pathway; phospholipase C-activating dopamine receptor signaling pathway; action potential. Gene Ontology annotation, cellular component: heterotrimeric G-protein complex. The coding region runs from base 37 to 1116 and encodes 359 amino acids.
GGGGUGGGCGGGGGGCGUCCCGGCCGCGGCGCGACCAUGACUCUGGAGUCCAUGAUGGCCUGUUGCCUGAGCGACGAGGUGAAGGAGUCGAAGCGCAUCAACGCCGAGAUCGAGAAGCAGCUGCGGAGGGACAAGCGCGACGCCCGCCGUGAGCUGAAGCUGCUGCUGUUGGGCACUGGGGAGAGUGGCAAGAGCACGUUCAUUAAGCAGAUGCGUAUCAUUCAUGGCUCAGGCUACUCUGAAGAGGACAAAAAAGGCUUCACCAAGCUGGUGUACCAAAACAUCUUCACUGCCAUGCAGUCUAUGAUCAGGGCCAUGGAAACCCUGAAGAUUCUCUACAAGUAUGAACAGAACAAGGCCAAUGCAGUGCUGAUCCGAGAAGUGGAUGUAGAAAAGGUCAUGACAUUUGAGCAGCCAUAUGUAAGUGCAAUUAAAACAUUGUGGAAUGACCCUGGAAUACAAGAGUGUUAUGACAGGAGAAGAGAAUAUCAGCUCUCUGACUCAGCUAAAUACUAUCUCAGUGACGUGGAUCGGAUUGCUACCCCAGGAUAUCUACCAACUCAGCAAGAUGUGCUACGGGUUAGAGUUCCUACCACCGGGAUCAUAGAGUACCCCUUUGACCUAGAGAAUAUUAUCUUCAGAAUGGUGGACGUUGGAGGUCAAAGAUCAGAACGAAGGAAGUGGAUCCACUGCUUUGAAAAUGUGACUUCCAUCAUGUUUUUAGUAGCACUUAGUGAAUAUGACCAAGUUCUGGUGGAAUCUGAUAAUGAGAACCGGAUGGAAGAGAGCAAAGCUCUCUUUCGAACCAUUAUCACUUACCCAUGGUUCCAAAAUUCUUCUGUUAUCCUCUUCCUCAACAAGAAAGAUCUUUUGGAAGACAAGAUCCUCUACUCCCACCUUGUUGACUAUUUCCCAGAGUUUGAUGGCCCACAGAGGGAUGCCCAAGCAGCUCGUGAGUUCAUCCUGAAGAUGUUUGUGGAUUUAAAUCCUGACAGUGAUAAAAUCAUCUACUCUCACUUCACGUGUGCCACAGACACAGAAAACAUCCGUUUCGUCUUUGCAGCCGUCAAGGACACCAUCCUACAGCUCAACCUGAAGGAGUACAACCUGGUUUGACCUGGCUCUGCUCUUGUACCUCUUGAGAAAAAAAAAAAAAGAGAAAAAAAAGAGAAAAAAAAGAAAAAAAAAGAAAAGAGAAAAAAAAAGAGGUUUUCAUUGUGGGGGAAAAAAAAAGGAAGGGGGAAAAAAAAAGAAGGAAAAAAAAGGAAGGCAAAAAAAAGAAAGGAAAAGAAAAAAUAUAAAGAAGGAAAGAAAAAAAAGGAAGGAAAAAGAAACAUUUAAAAAGAAGGAAAAGAAGAAAAAAAAAGGAAGAAGAAAAGGAAGAGGGAAAAAGGAAGGAAAACUAAAAAGAAAAAAGAAGAAGAAAUAAGAAAAAAAGAAGGAAAAAAGGAAGGGAAAAAAGAAAAAAAAGGGAGGGGAAAAAAGGAAGAAAAAAAAAGGAAGAGGGAAAAAAAGAAAAAAAAGAAGGAAAAAAAAAGGAAAGAGAAAAAAAAAAGGCAGGAAAAAAAUAGAAGAAGAAAAAAAAGGAAGGAAAAAAAAGAAGGGAAAAAAAAAAGCCAAAAAAAAAACACCCCCAAACCCCACAACAACAACAACAAAAUUUAAAGCUGACAGGAAAAUUUGCAACAUUUUUCUUUUGUUUUGUUCGUUUUGUUUCUUUUCCUUUUCUCUUUUUAUGAUGUAAAUGAUUGCAAAUUGUCUGAUCUGUGGAGUGGCAAA